Messenger RNA from Sardina pilchardus (European sardine), 6326 nucleotides. RefSeq names its product discs, large homolog 3 (Drosophila) (gene dlg3). Gene Ontology annotation, cellular component: neuron projection; postsynaptic density membrane; basolateral plasma membrane. The record is from RefSeq and is a predicted model, not a curated record. Gene Ontology annotation, biological process: chemical synaptic transmission; embryo development; receptor localization to synapse. The transcript has 22 exons. Gene Ontology annotation, molecular function: kinase binding. Lineage: Eukaryota; Metazoa; Chordata; Actinopteri; Clupeiformes; Clupeidae. Bases 435 to 3191 code for a protein of 918 amino acids.
GAAAAUUCUUCCAUCGGGGCUGGUCUCUGAUCGUGUAAUCGUGUUUAAUAUUUUCAGCAUUAUUUUUCUCAGAUCUUUUACGUCAAGAGGAGCAAGACUACGUGAACAAAAUUUCCUCUUGCUAUUUUUUCCUUUUCCUGUGGCUACCUCUCCUCUCUUUCGGAUUUGGUGAAAUUCAUAGAGGAGACGUCGAUAGCGCUGUUGUUUCUUCGCUGAACUGGAAGACGAUAAACAGAGAAAUCAGCUCGAUUGCUGUGAUUAGUGCUGUUUCUACCAGUCGAGCCGUCGCCGUGAGCCGGUCGAGGCGUGCUGCGUUUGAUCUGAGGAGCAGCAGCAGCAGCAGCAACGUGUGUGUGUGUGUGUGAGCGUGUGUGUGUGUGAGCGAGUGCCUGAGCGUCGUAAGCCAGCUCCUCAUCCUCGCCAGCCCAGCCAGCAUGCACAAACACCACCACUGUUGCAAGUGCCCAGAAUGUUACGAGGUGACGCGCAUGGCCGCGCUACGCAGGAUGGACGCCCCGGCGUACGCCGACUGGCAGCCUGACCCCUAUGGAUACCCGGCUGGCUACGGGAGCGGCCAGACCCUACCUCCACAACAAGUCCCGGCCGGCGGAGGGGGCAUGGGCGGCGGGGGCACGCUGGGCAGAAGUAAGGGCAAGAUGAUGUCCUCCGGGCCUGGAGGGCCCAACCCCAAGGGCCAGUCCAAGGGCGGCCCCAAGGUGAAUGGAAACAACUCCAGUGGCCAGGGAGGAUGGUGGCCCGAGUGCACCUGUUCCAACCGGGACUGGUACGACCAGGCCAACCCUCCCCCCAUCAUUGUCAACGCAGACUCGCUGGAUGCAGGCCCUUAUGUGAACGGAAGUGAUGGCAUGUACAAAUACGAAGAGAUCAUCUUGGAAAGGGGCAACUCUGGCCUGGGCUUCAGCAUCGCUGGGGGAAUAGACAAUCCGCACAUCCCAGACGACCCAGGGAUCUUUAUCACCAAGAUCAUUCCUGGAGGAGCUGCAGCCAUGGAUGGCAGGCUGGGGGUGAAUGACUGCGUGCUGAGGGUGAAUGAGGUGGACGUGUCUGAGGUGGUGCACAGCCGGGCGGUGGAGGCCCUGAAGGAGGCGGGGCCUGUGGUCAGACUGCUGGUGCGCCGGAGGCAGGCUCCGCCCGAGACCAUCCUGGAGGUCAACCUGCUCAAGGGGCCCAAAGGCCUGGGCUUCAGUAUUGCUGGAGGCAUUGGCAACCAGCACAUCCCCGGAGACAACAGUAUCUACAUCACAAAGAUCAUUGAGGGCGGAGCAGCACAGAAAGAUGGCCGUCUACAGACCGGAGACCGCCUGCUUGCUGUCAACAACAUCGUGCUGCAAGACGUGCGUCACGAGGAGGCGGUGGCGGCGCUGAAGAACACCUCUGACAUGGUGUACCUGAAGGUGGCCAAGCCCGGCCCCGUGCACCUCAACGACAUGUACGCCCCGCCCGACUACUCCAGCACCUUCCCCACCAUGGUGGACAACCACGUGGGCCACAACUCCAACAUGGCCUACAUGGGAGCCAUGGAGCCCAAGCCCGUGUACCCGCCGCCCCAGGUCACGCCCUCCAGAUACUCCCCAGUGCCACGCCACAUGCUGGGGGAGGACGACUUCACCAGGGCCGAGCCCGUUUACAGCGCCAUCCACAAACCGCUGCUGGGGGAGCCCGGCGCCCCGGCCUCCUCCUCCCACCUGUGCAGCGGGGCGCUGGGGGACGCCCCCCCGGCCCCGUCGCCUGCCGCGUGCCAAAGCCUGGUGCCCUACAUCGGCAGGGAGCCGAGGAAGGUGCUGCUGCACAAGGGCUCCACGGGGCUGGGCUUCAACAUCGUGGGCGGAGAGGACGGCGAGGGCAUUUUCGUCUCCUUCAUCCUGGCAGGCGGACCGGCAGACCUCAGUGGCGAAUUGCGGAGGGGCGACCGCAUCCUGUCGGUGAAUGGGGUGAAUCUGCGUAAUGCCACCCAUGAGCAGGCGGCCGCUGCACUGAAGAGAGCUGGGCAGACGGUCACCAUUAUUGCUCAGUACAGGCCAGAGGAGUACAGCCGCUUUGAGUCCAAGAUCCACGACCUGAGGGAGCAGAUGAUGAACAGCAGCAUGAGCUCUGGGUCAGGCUCCCUGCGCACCAGUGAAAAGAGAUCCCUCUACGUCAGGGCUCUGUUUGACUACGACCGAACCAGGGACAGCUGCCUGCCCAGCCAGGGCCUGAGCUUCUCUUACGGGGACAUCCUGCAUGUCAUCAACGCUUCUGACGACGAGUGGUGGCAGGCACGACUGGUGACGCCCCAUGGCGAGAGCGAGCAGAUCGGGGUCAUUCCCAGCAAGAAGAGGGUGGAGAAAAAGGAGCGGGCACGGUUAAAAACAGUCAAGUUCCACGCCAGGACGGGCAUGAUUGAGUCCAACCGGCCGGUCAAAGUAAAGCGCAAAAAAAGCUUCAACCUUUCACGCAAGUUCCCGUUUUACAAGAGCAAGGAGAACAUUGUCCAGGAGCUUGUGGAGUCUGAACAAUGCUUGACUUCUAACACAAGUGACAGUGAAAGCAGUUCAAAGGGGCAAGAGGAUACAAUUUUGUCCUAUGAGCCAGUGAUUCGACAGGAGAUUCAUUACACACGGCCUGUGAUCAUCCUGGGCCCUAUGAAGGACCGAGUAAACGAUGACCUGAUCUCGGAGUUCCCACAUAAGUUUGGCUCAUGUGUUCCACACACCACUCGCCCCAGGCGAGAGAACGAGAUGGACGGGCAGGACUACCACUUUGUGGGCUCGCGCGAGCAGAUGGAGAAGGACAUCCAGGACAACAAGUUCAUUGAGGCGGGCCAGUUCAACGAGAACCUCUACGGGACCAGCGUCCUGUCUGUCCGAACUGUGGCCGAAAGAGGGAAACACUGUAUCCUGGAUGUGUCUGGGAAUGCCAUUAAACGACUGCAACAAGCACAACUUCACCCAAUUUCCAUCUUCAUUAAGCCAAAAUCCAUUGAAGCUCUUAUGGAAAUGAAUAAACGGCAGACAUACGAGCAAGCCAAUAAAGUCUUCGACAAGGCAAUGAAGCUUGAACAAGAAUUUGGAGAAUUCUUCACAGCCAUAGUCCAGGGUGACUCACUAGAGGAGAUCUACAAUAAAAUCAAGCUGAUCAUCGAGGAGCAGUCGGGGCCCUACAUCUGGAUCCCCUCUUCUGAAAAGCUCUGAGCUGCCAGCUCCACUCUCUGUGCGCGCGUGCGUGCGGAGACCCCUGCCACCCCCGCCCCUUUCCCACUCAAAGAGACCCCGCCCUUCCCCUUUUUACAGAUAUGUUUCAUAUCAAAUUUUAGUGUCAUCAUUAUGUUACUCUCAAAUGAAAAAAGAAGUCUUAUCACCAUUACUGUGACUGUGCACAUCCCCUGCAUGAGUUUCUCAGCAAUUCCAUUCAAGACUGGAAAUGCGGUUCCAAAUGAGUUUUUUUGUCAUGUAAACAAAAAAGGGAAAAAAUGAACAAAAUCCUUGGUGAAAAUGGAUGGACGAAGGAAGAAUGUCUUAAGAUGCUGGCUUGCAAGUGGGAUUUUUUUUUCCUUUCCUUUUUUUUUUUCUUUUUUCCUUUUUUUUUUUGCAAAAGUCUGGGUGAAUUGAGACAAAUCGUUAUAAAGCUGGACCUCUGAGAUGUUCAUCCAAUCAUCAUUAAAAAGACAGACUAUACUGAGCAAAGAGCAAUGAGGUUUUCUACGAGGACUGAGUAAAGAUGAAGCCUACUGAUGGUCAUACUUGCAGAAUCAUUGCUCGUGUUUAUACUAGGGAUGAAAUCGGCGUGGAGAAAACCUACAAACUGGUUCUCUUCGGGAAACACAAACCAGCUUGCUGUUGAUUGGCUGCCAGUUGUUGUGAAAGCAGUCAAUAAAGACAUCUUUGGGAGGCAGAACAAAUGGAGGAAGGGGUAUGAAUCAUUUGUAUUUCUGAAAUCACAAGGUAAAUACAAAUCCUAUGGAGAGAUUUUACUACAUAUUAAAUACUACGGUACACAUUUUACACAUCACUAGAAUUGUCUACUUGGAGGGCUGUUAGAUUACAUUUCUUUGUCCUUGGUUUUAGUGUUUUUUUUUCUUUUUUUUUCUUGUGGUUUUUAGCUGCUCUGUAAAAUGGAUGGGGGUAGAGAGGUGUAACUGGGCUCUCUGCAAAACACCAAACUGCCUUAUGAUACAAUUAUGUCAAAUUGCUUGUCUGUUCACCAUGGGGGAAGCUAUGAAAUUAUUAGAACCAAUCAAAAGAACCAGUGCGUGCUUAAAGGUUUUCCCUCCAUACAACAGGAGGUCUAACCUGAGGCUGCGACUGAUAGGACCAAGUGUCUUACCUUUGUGAAGUUGUUUUUACCUUCAGUGUUUAUCCUUUUUGUCUUAAAACGACUGAGAUGAAUUCUGAUUUUGGCAGCCAAAGCUCCCUCACCCCAAUCUUGAGCAGCAGAAAGCCCAUUUGCACUUCCUCUGCCCUCACAGACAACUCCCUUCAGACUGAGAGGUGACAUGGUACUGUCCUGUACGCUGCCUGACAGGGCGGCCUGAAAACGGGUAGAUCAAGAUAAUUGUAUUGGAUGUUCCUCUGAUUAAUUAAAGUCAAUAUAGCGUGAUCUGGACUAUUUUCCCCUCCCCUAACUGACAAAGUUUUAAUUAAAUCUAUUUGUUCUGUAUAAUUACAAAUGAUGAUGUUUUAUAUCCUUUUGACUUUGUUCCUGGGCAGUUGUUACUCCACUGUGUUGAGCCUUGUGCUGGGGGAGGGGUGGGAGGGAUGAGCUCGACUUGCUUGUGAACCUGAUGCACAGACACCGAUUCCCAGUAAUCUAGGGGGACAGAAUCAUAGGGCCAGAGAGGAAUCCAUUCUCAUGACCUUCAUUGUGAAGCUAUUAUGGAAUCUUUUCAGCAAGGGCAUUUUCAUUGAGGAGAUAAGUUGCUGUCUUAUCAGCCAAUUGGUAUUUUAAUUCUUCGUGUCUAUUUUGUUUGAUUUUAAACAACCUACAGCAUGAACUGCAUCUUCAUGCUAACUUGGGAAGCUAUCAUCUGAAGCGCCAUCAGAAGAGGAGCGAGACGCCCCUGAUGCAGCAGGCUGGUGCUCGUGCAGGCCUACCAGCCUACAUGCGUGUGAGGGGGCGACUGGCUUGCUAGAGGAAGCACUGAGCCCUUUCGCUGGUCAUCCUAUGAUUUUCUUUUUGUAUCUUUUUGACGUUGGAGACGGGACACGGAAGGCUAGCGCCGACAGGGCACCUCCAGGGGGAGCUGAUGUGGCCGUGACCUUUGAACCCCAGGCACCUGUUCCUGCAAGCGCUGCCGCAACAGGUGUCGUCCCCACCCCCCCCCAUGCCCAGGCACCAGCGGUAAACCAGCUGUCAUACCUGUGUCAAAACCAGAGUUCAGGGAAUUCAAUUUGAAGGGAACAGAGCCAUUAUAAAAUAAAUUGCUUACAGACUGUUUCAAAGGGUGUGGUAGCUGCAAAAUGUAAAUAUCCCCCUCACUUGUGCUUCAUGCAUGUGUGAAACAACUGGGACAAACAUUCUGUUUUAUAGCUCACAAAAUGUCAGGUAAAUCAAAUGUUGGAUUAUUCUGAGAUUAAUUUCCAUACAAAUGUGCCGUAAUAUUGUUGAUAUUUCUCUAUAGAUUAAAAUAUUCAGCUGCCUAUUGGAACACAUUUUCUAGUCGGUGGGGAACUGAUAACCCUAAACUUGGGCCUGUCUAUUUGUGAUUUCUUGUGGAAUUUGUCUGAGUGUAUAGAUGACAAACAAUUUAAAGUAAAUACAGAGAAACAAGACAGCAGCCUGUAGAAUGAUACACUGUAAACAAACACAGGAAGGAGAAUUACUCUUUUUCAUUUAGCUUAGAAAUGGUCCUCUGGUGUGCAGAGGAAACAGCUGACUGUUAAAAGUGUCUGGUGUCAGUCAGCCAUAUCAGUAAAAGCCCAAAGAACUUUAAUCCAUUGUAAUCUUUCGAAUGCGGUUGCUGUAUCCUGAGAUUGAAUGGGUAUGUGUGGCCUGGCGAGGGUCAGUCCCUGCCCCAGAGAAGGUCUGAUGAAAUCAAAUUAUUUAAGGAUGGGUGGGAGGGCUUCUGGAUGGUCCUUUUUGGGAGGCAACGAGUCAUUGACGUGACCGCACAUGUGCAGUAAGUGCUUGCAAAUAUGAACCCUUUGAUUGUACAGUGGUUUCCUCCCCAUGACUGCAGGUGGUAAAAACCUAUCAGGACGUUAAAGGCACACCAGUUUUUUCUAUCCUGGUCUGGAGGGAAUACAGUCCUGCUACUUUUCUUUGGGAUUUUUUUUUUUUGACUGGACAAAAGUUUUAUUUGUUUGAAAAUAAUAAAAUAUGUGACUCUG